This is a messenger RNA of Danaus plexippus (monarch butterfly), 3371 nucleotides long. Its product is annotated as apoptosis-inducing factor 3. The transcript is spliced from 4 exons. The coding region runs from base 18 to 1793 and encodes 591 amino acids. Gene Ontology annotation, molecular function: flavin adenine dinucleotide binding; oxidoreductase activity, acting on NAD(P)H; 2 iron, 2 sulfur cluster binding. Gene Ontology annotation, cellular component: cytoplasm. The record is from RefSeq and is a predicted model, not a curated record. Lineage: Eukaryota; Metazoa; Arthropoda; Insecta; Lepidoptera; Nymphalidae.
UACUGGUUCUCAGAGCAAUGUUUUUAUUUAACAGCUGUAAACUUCUGAACAGUACUGUUCGGCGAAUUGUUCAAGGUCCAAAAUAUUUCAACGGUCCAAUUAUGGGGAGUUCAUGUUCAAGAUCAUUUUCACCCAACAGUGGACAGCCAAAAAAUAGAAAUGGUGCUGUAACCUCUGUUGAACCAAACAGUGAAUAUGUAGAAGAGGUUGUGUGUAAAGUGAAUGACAUCAAUGAAAAUGAAAUGAAGGUAUUCGAUAUUGGAGAGGAUGGGAAAGUAUUGGUAGUGAAACAGAAGGGUGAGAUCAAUGCUUUGGGUACUAAGUGUACUCAUUAUGGGGCUCCAUUAUCCCAGGGGGCUCUUGGUGACGGGAGAAUUAGGUGCCAAUGGCAUGGCGCUUGCUUCAACUUGAAGACUGGAGAUAUUGAAGAUUUCCCCGGUUUUGAUUCAUUGCCCUGUUAUCAAGUUACAAUCACUAAAAAAGGAGAGGUCAAGGUAAGGGCAAAGAAGAGUGAUUUGAAGACGAACAAGCGGACAAAGGAAUUGGUGGAGGUGACGGAAUUGGAGGAUACCUCCGUGGUGAUAGUGGGUGGUGGUCCAUCGGGCGGCACCUGCGCAGAAACACUGAGGAGCGAGGGCUUUAAAGGAAGAAUCACGCUUAUAUGCAAAGAGAAAUACUUGCCGUAUGACAGAGUUAAAGUCUCGAAGGUAAGUCAGAUCCCGGAAGUAUCUAAACUAGAGGCCCGCACCGACGAUUACUACAGCAAAGCGAAGAUCGAUGUCCUUAAAAACAAUGAAGUAACUAAAGUUAAUACAGAGGAAAAUUAUGUCCAAUGUAAAGAUGGUACAAAAGUUCCCUAUAAAUACUUAUAUCUCGCCAGCGGGACCAAAGCCCGUGUCCCGGACGUUCCAGGCGUAGGUAUGAAAAAUAUUUUCACUGUUAGGGAUUACGACGAUUCUGUUAGUAUCUUCACCGCUCUGGGCGAUCAAAAAGAUAAAAAUGUUGUUGUUCUGGGCUUUGGAUUCAUCGGUCUGGAAAUAGCGUCUACAUGUGUCGCCAAGGCGGAAUCCAUGACUGUCGUCGGUAAAGACACCGCCCCGCUCGCAAAUAUAUUUGGAACGAGUGUCGGUCAAAAUAUACAAAAACUAUUCGAAGAUAACGGUAUCAAGUUUGUUUUUGAAACCACUAUCGUGAAAUGCGACGGUGAGAACGGUUAUAUCAAAUCUGUGGAAUUGGCCAAUGGUGCUGUACUUCCGGCUGAUAUACUUGUUUUGGGUGUGGGAACCACAUAUUACACCGAUUACCUAAAAGGCAGCGGUGUCGAUAUGCGACCGGACGGUUCCAUAGAAGUCAACGAAAUGUUAGAAACAAAUGUUAAGAACGUUUAUGCCGGUGGAGAUAUCGCUUAUGCCCCUGUGUUUGCUUUGAACAACGCUAAAUCGACGAUCGGACACAUAGGUUUGGCCCAAUAUCACGGUCUGAAUGUUGCAAAAACGAUAGCGGGUAAAGGGUCACCGAUUCGCGCCGUGCCGUUCUUUUGGACGAUGCUAUUCGGGAAAUCAAUCCGUUAUGCUGGUUGUGGCAGACCUGUCAGCUCGCAGAUUGUUGGCGAUGUAUCUGAACUAAAGUUCGUCAUAUUUUUCUUCGAUGAAGCGGAAAAAGUAAUCGCGGUGGCGUCAUGUAUGAGAGAUCCAAUUGUAUCACAGUUCGCUGAACUCUUGUCCCAGGGCAAAUCGCUCCACAAGAAGGAUCUCGCCGAAGAUCCGUUUGUUUGGACAAAAUGGAUUAAUUAAAUCUCACAUUAUCAAAGUACCAACACGUACAAAAUACGCUAUUAUCUUUGUAUAAUUUAUUAUAUAAACUUAACUAUCAUUAAAACAUUUAAAUAAUCUAUGCAGGUACUAAAAUAGUUUCUGUUGUGGCUAUAUACUGGCUAAAUAGUCGUACUGGAUAUUUGUUUAACAAAAAUGUUAAUAUGUCACUUAUAAAAUGUGAUUAUAAAGAAUUAGUUCUGCUAUUAUUUAUUUAUUGCUGUAAGAAGAGUACUUUAGACGCAUUUAAAUUAAGUAUUGAUACUUGUGGAGUAUUAGCAACUGAUAUUUACUUAUUUUUUUUCGGGCACAAUUAGUAAUAAUAUUAUUUAUUAAAAUAACACAAAUGUCAAGUAUUUUUCAUUCUGUGCAGUUGUUUUGUAAUAGAAAAGAAAUUGUCUAAGUAAUAUAUCUAUAAUUACUGACACUUGCGUCAGGAAUCUGUGAAUAUUACUUUUUUUUUUAAAUAUGCUAUGGCUUCAUACACUCUACUAAUUACCUCUCUGUUUACAAAUACGUCAAAACAUGACAGUUAUUAUGAUCAUUUUUUACGAAGAUACUUCGUGGUGUUUUAAGUACUGGUUAAAAUAUAACUAGACUUUUCAUACAAAAAAAAAAAAAAUGGCCUUUGUGAUAGGUAUGGCCUUUAUCCUCGUGUUUUCUCCACACAGUAUUCAAAAUUAUAAUUCGAUGAUAAAAUAAAAACGUUGAUAUUUGCAAAAUAUUCACAAUUCCAGUGUGAACGAAGCCAUAGCUUAAUAAAACAUAUAUUUAGAUUUAGAAUAAUGCAGUAUUCUUAAGAGAUUUUGCAUUGUCACAGUGGAUACGGAGCGUUGAUAGAGUUUCAUUAUAAAUGUUAGCAUAUAUUAUUUUCGUAGGUUAUGAGAUACGGAAAAUGCUUAGUAUGCAAUAUCCGGUUAGCAUAAUGGUGCUUAUAGUAAGUCGCUCUCCUUGUCUAAAAAAUAUAUUUUUAAAUCCAAUAUAUCUGUGAUAACUCUAUGCCCACAGAAUCCUUUAACCCCAGUAGAUUACGUGAGAUAUUAAAUAUUUUUUAUCUAUCAAUAUUGUUUCAUUGUGGUACCAUAUGUUUGUCUUUUAUAUUCUGUAUUUAAAGUCCACAAGUCCGUGUAUUAAAAAUGUAUUAUUACUGAAGUAUUAUGGUAUUUUAUCAGCGGUUAUGGUGGUAGUAUUAAUUCAGAUUUUUAAAUGUAUACAUAUUUUACCUUAUUUGUAAGUGUCUACGUAUUGUGCCCGUUUGGUAUUUAUAUAGUUACCCUGAAAGAUGUAUGUUUACCCUAAAAGUUGGUAAACCCAAAAGCUGGGAUACUAAAUAUUUGUAUAACUUCUAUAAGCUUGCUUAUUGUAAUAACAAUACAACUGUUAGCAGAUUACCCAAAACCAUCCAUAGUUAUUAUAGUCUAUUUUCUACUUUUUAAAUUUAUUUAAAUUUAUAUAACAACAUAUAUGUCUUCAAAUGUUUAAACCACUGAUUGGUAAUUAAUUUAACACUUUUUCUAUGUAUUUCCUUAAAAACAAAAUAAUAAAGUAUUUGUUAUGAAA